Achroia grisella is the source of this 3151-nucleotide messenger RNA. RefSeq lists its product as uncharacterized. Lineage: Eukaryota; Metazoa; Arthropoda; Insecta; Lepidoptera; Pyralidae. The transcript is spliced from 9 exons. Gene Ontology annotation, biological process: neuromuscular junction development; positive regulation of protein tyrosine kinase activity. The record is from RefSeq and is a predicted model, not a curated record. Gene Ontology annotation, molecular function: protein kinase binding. The coding region runs from base 74 to 3151 and encodes 1025 amino acids.
UGAGUGAGCGCGGGUGCGGUGGCGGCGAGCGAUGCAGUGAGCGGGGCCUGCGGGGCCCGGCGCCGGCGCCGACAUGGCGGACGACAACACCAUCAUAGAGGGUACCGUUAAGUUCAGGGAUGGGAAAAAGUGGAAGUCGCGGUGGUGCGUGAUGCGCAAGCUGUCGCCGGUGGCAGAUUGCGUGCACCUGCAACUGUACCGGGACUCGAAGGCGCGGUGGGGAGGCGCCGCGACCAAGGCGUCGCUCUCCCUGCAGCAGUACCUCGGCUGCGAGAGCGGCUUCACCCUCGACAAGCACUCCAACACGCUGGCGCUCGUGUGCCGCGACCUGGUCGCCAUACUCGCGUUCGAGACCAGAGAACGACUCAUACAGUGGCAGGUAAAAGUAAGCGGUCACCUGGGUGAACCUCGCCACUACCUGGUGCUGGUGGGAGGUGGUGGCAGCGGUGGCGGGAAGCGGCUGCCGGCCGGUCCGGCGCGACUCCACCUGCACGAGCGGCGGUUCGCGCUCACUGCUGGAGUACCGCCGCGGUUACUUGGCAUCUGGGAGCUGGCGCAUCUCAGGCGAUAUGGCGUGGUGGAGGGUCGCUUUUGCUUUGAGGGAGGCUCCCACUGCGGGAAAGGUGAAGGGUUGCAUGUACUGAUCACAGAUCAGGCGCGACAGUUGGCUCAGGACUUCAACCUGGCAUCACAGGGACGCUUGUCGCCUAAAAGAAGACCUUUAAUUACGAAAAAAAGUGAAGGUGCAGAAAGUCCUAAAUCACAUAAAACUUAUCGGCCUGAUACAAGACUCUCAGAGUUGCAAACUGUAGAUCAUUCUAUACAGUCAUUUGACCGCCUUUAUGAGGACCCGUGUGUAGGAGAAGAGGCGGGAGCAAUAUCUCCAUAUUGGCCAUCCGCAGAAAGAACACAUUUCCAGGAUAUGGGAUUGGGUGAUACUGCAUCUGUGAACGAGGCGGUGGAGGGUACUGAUACAACCCAAUGGAAUAUGGCCGGGAAUGUCACGUUGGAGCGCUGCAUGAGUUGCAUCUCGAAACUAGGUGCCUUGUCAAGGUCAUCUACUGCGGCGCUCACGCCCGGCGCUAAACAUUUUACCCCCUCGUGGACUAUGGAAGCAGUAAACGAAACUCCGCUUGUGGAUUCUGUUACUGCUGAAAACCUACGAAGUUGUGAUGAACACUCUAAUAUAAGUAAUAAGACUGAGGAAUUAUGUCAUUGUGAUGUACCCCCCCAUAGACCUCCGAAACCUACUAGAUUAGAUCUCAAUCUCAAUAAGAAACCGCCAAAGCCUCUACCCGUACAAACUUGUAGUUGCUCACAUGUUGUUUGUGUGGAAGAAAAUAAAACUUCUAAAGUAGGACCCUAUGAAAAUUAUGAUGUGCCAAAAGUUCCAUCAGCAGAGGUUGAAGGAGAAUACUACGACACUCCAAAGAGACUAAAAGAGUGUUUAAAUAGUGACCUUUUCAAAAUAACAAAAAACUCUACUACGAACACAUUAAUACUAAAAAAACCUUGUGGCUGUUUACUAAAAUUUGGAAAGAGGCCUAAAGAGCCUACUAUUAUAGAUACAGAUGAAACGUUGCAACCCGCUUCUAACUGUGCUUGUCAAAGGGUAUCUGAUUGGGCUAACAAUUGGAUCAAGCUUCCUUACUGUAGAAAAAAUACAACAUCAACAGAUGACUUAGCUCCAAAUAAAGAAAAUUUAAGACCACAUCUUGCCGAUCGCAGUGCACUCUACGCAACAAUUGAUCUUUCACGCAAAACAAAAAGAAAAUUAAGGCCUAGUAUCUCUCAUGACGAAAUUACAUCAGAAUAUCAUAUUAAAAAUACUGAUUUACGGAGAAUAGAAAUCGACGAUGGUCCACUAGCCAAUUAUGAGAAUUUAAGUUUCGCUUUAUCUUUAGAACAUUAUGAAAAUGCCAAAGAUCUUUUAAGAAAAGCUGGCGUCACGCAAUCUGAAUUAAAUGCCAUUACUACAAAUUUAAAGCCGAUCAAUAACCAAAUGGUAAGAGGCAAAAAUGUUUGCACAAAGUGCGGUCAUCUUCAAAUAAAACGCGAUAAUAACGAUAAUCGCGAAGCUAAUAACGCUAGUGUAAGUGACGAUUACCUAAUGAUGGAGCCCAAUACGAUAGACGGUAAAAAAUCUGAACAAAAUAAACGUUUGCCUGCCGGGUACACUCCGAUGUCACCGAUCGGAGGCUUCGCUUUCCACACGUUGAAACAUCCUUCAAAAAGUCCCAUCAACAGAUUACUGGAAGAAAAAUCUGCCAGCAACCCGACGCUUUGGGGAUCGGAAGAGGAUCGACCGACGAGUUCCGAGGGUCCCAACGGAACGGUGGUGCGGAUAUCUGUGGAACGCGUCGAUAAAAUAGAAUACAGAAAACGCUCGAGCUCCGCAGAUUCUUCGCGAUUCCUCGAAGACGUGAAAGAGUUCGAGGGGAGCGUCGGGAGUCACGGAUCUACGUCUUCGAUAGAAACGCUACGAAAUAUUGCGCUCGAGACCGAUCGGGCUUCGACGUCGUGCGAUUGCGCGGCCGACAACAAACAUUCGGACGCGGACAGCUCGGAGGCGUCGAAAGGUCGCGGACGAGGAGCGGCGCUCGCUAAACGCUCGUCGUCGGUCCCCGGAAAGGCGGGGGGUAAUCGGGAUUCGUCGAGUUCGAACGACUCCGGCGUGUCGAGUUGCUCGCUGCGUCCGGGAGCCGAACUGGCGGACUUCGAGCUGCCGCUGACGACGGCGGCCACGCGGCGCCACUACCGCAGCGCGCGGCGCGCGGCCGGCGCGCGGCUCGCCUCGCCGCCGCGCCGCUCCAAGUCCACCGACCCGCCGCGCCCGGACGGCGUGCAGUCGCUCCGGAUACCGGCUAAAUCUUCUUCCGCGGAAGCGGAAGUGCCCGUGUUACCUGUAAAGCAACUGAGAGGCGUGGUGGACACUCACAGUACAUCGAGCGGCACCUCCGACAUGUCGGACUAUAUCGAGACGCUCUCCAUCUGCUCCUCACACUCAUCCACCGAUACGCCCAUCACAAUGCGGGUGGUGCGGCAGACGACCAGCACGCUGCGGCCGCGCUCCGGCAAGGAGUACCACAGCCUGCACGCGCGCCGCGCGCCCCCCGCCCCGCCCGCGCCCCCCGCCGCGCCCCACACCUAG